AUGCUCGACCCCAACAACGAGAGCGGGCCUAUCCCUUUCACAUCCAGCGCUCUGUUGGUGGUAGCUUACGUGCGGCUUUCGCUCGACAUAGGACCAUACCGCCAUCUAGAGUCGCGCGACACCGACGUCAUAGCCAACGGCCUAGCAAACCUCCCAGACAUUGAGCGCAACGACAAUAUACUAUCAGCCCUGUUGUACUCAACCCAUGCGCUCAGUAUACCCGUCAGAUUAGGUAUCGACAGGGUUGCGCGCAGCCAGGCGUUCUUCUGGAGCGUUCAGCAUGCCAUAUCGAGCUUCGAGUGCGCAAUCUUCCUUGGUAAAUGGCUGUGCUCUAUUCCUCGUCCAUUCCGCGAAGAGUCGCUGUCGCGAUCUGAGCAUCGAAUCCUUCACUGGGUGAGAUGUAUCAUCAAAGAAGCGUAUGCGGUGAUUGACUUCGAGGAUGCUGAAGAGACUGAUGGUUUCUUGACUGUACCCAGCGAGCCGUUUGCACUUGGUCUAGCUGUGCUGAAUAUUUGGUCAAGGUUCUUUCGCGGUAACACGCAGUGGCAGUUUGUUGUGAAUCUCGGGUUGAGCUUAGAGAAAUACAUCGCCAAGCUGGCUUGA
Messenger RNA from Alternaria novae-zelandiae, 603 nucleotides. RefSeq lists its product as uncharacterized. The record is from RefSeq and is a predicted model, not a curated record. The transcript has a single exon. Gene Ontology annotation, biological process: regulation of transcription by RNA polymerase II. Lineage: Eukaryota; Fungi; Ascomycota; Dothideomycetes; Pleosporales; Pleosporaceae. Gene Ontology annotation, molecular function: RNA polymerase II cis-regulatory region sequence-specific DNA binding; DNA-binding transcription factor activity, RNA polymerase II-specific. Gene Ontology annotation, cellular component: chromatin. Bases 1 to 603 code for a protein of 200 amino acids.